This is a messenger RNA of Monopterus albus (swamp eel), 482 nucleotides long. RefSeq names its product gonadotropin-releasing hormone 3 (gene gnrh3). Gene Ontology annotation, molecular function: gonadotropin hormone-releasing hormone activity; gonadotropin-releasing hormone receptor binding. Gene Ontology annotation, cellular component: extracellular region. NCBI's taxonomy places the organism in Eukaryota, Metazoa, Chordata, Actinopteri, Synbranchiformes, Synbranchidae. Gene Ontology annotation, biological process: multicellular organism development; reproductive process. The transcript is spliced from 4 exons. Bases 24 to 296 code for a protein of 90 amino acids. The record is from RefSeq and is a predicted model, not a curated record.
GGCAAACAUAAAGUGCAGCUCUAAUGGAGGCAAGCAGCAGACUGACGAUGCAGGUGUUGUUGUUGGCGUUGGUGGUUCAGGUCACCCUGUCCCAGCACUGGUCCUACGGGUGGCUGCCAGGUGGAAAAAGAAGUGUGGGAAAGCUUGAGGCAACCAUCAGGAUGAUGGGCACAGGAGGAGUGGUGACUCUUCCCGAUGAGGCGAGCGCCCCAAUCCAACAGAGACUUAGACCAUACAAUGUUAUUCAUGAUGAUUCCAGUCAUUUUGACCAAAGGAAAAGGUUCCCUAAUAAAUGAAGAGCUGCAAAACCAAAAGGAAAAGAAAAGAAACACCACUGUACUUUCAUCUUCAGCAGCAGUGGCAGAUUCCCUAAAUUCAGGAUGAUGACUCCAACAAAUCACCACAUCUGUUACACAGUUAUCAAUUAUAUGUCUGUAACAUUUACAUCCAUGCAAAAUUGUAAUAAAGUUUUUGGAAUCUGA